CAAUAACCCAUUAAAGUUUCAUUGUUUUUAACACUCACUUAGUCUACGAUCAACUAUUUUCUCUGGAGAAUUUCAUACAGUAUACAUUCAUGCAUCAAGAUGACAGUCCAAACAGUGACUGAAAAUCUGCAUGGAAUGCCUGACACUUCUGACUAUUAUGAUUACGAUAAUCAAACCAGUGGUAGCUAUGGUGACGACAUCUGUAUCAAGAAAAAUGCUAUCCAGUUUGGGAAAGCUGUCACUCCAAUCAUUUUCAUCAUCGUUGUUCUGUUCAGCUGUGUGGGAAACACAUUGGUCUUGUGGGUCCUUGUGAAGUAUGAAAAUCUGAAAUCCCUCACCAACACGUUUCUGUUAAAUCUGGCUCUCUCUGAUCUGAUUUUCACCUUUGGCCUGCCUUUCUGGGCCUACUACUACAUGCAUGGCUGGACUCUUGGAGAUCCUGCUUGCAAAGCAGUUAACUUUGUGUUCUACACCGGAUAUUACAGCAGCAUCAUCUUCCUGACGGUUCUGACCGUCCACCGCUACAUGGCCGUGGUUCAUCCCAUGUCAGUUGUCAUGUCUAGGAAGAGCCUGCACUGCUAUGCAACAUCAAUUGUCAUCUGGAUCAUCAGUUUUUGUGCUGCCAUCCCACAAGCCAGGUUCAACUCAGUUGUAUCAAGCUCUGUUGAUGAAUUCAUAGAUGCCUCAAACAACAGCACCAAUAUAGUCCUGCUCUGUGAUUUUGAUGGUGAAAUUAAUUGGAAACUCAUGAGUACAUAUAUGCAAAAUUCCUUUUUCAUUAUCGCUUUUGUGGUCAUUGCUUUUUGCUACACUGUGAUUUUGGGGCGACUGCUUCGACCAACAUCUCACACUCGUAGAAAGACGGUGCAGCUCAUCCUCUUCAUUGUGGUGUUUUUUUUCUUGGGAUGGGGGCCGUACAAUGUGGCCAUAUUUCUGGACUCUCUGAUUUCAUGGAAAAUUAGUCCUUUUAGCGAUUGUAAUACGAGUGAAUCUUUAGACUAUUUGAUAUACGUCUCUCGGAUGGUGGCUUUCUCACACUGCUGCCUGAAUCCUGUGUUUUAUGUUUUUAUGGGGAUAAAAUUUAGAAACCACUUAAAGAAAAUGUUACAGACUUUCUGUAGGAGCAACACAGAGCCUCAGAAUCGACACAGCAGGCUUAUUUACUCCAAUGGUGAAGAAAUAUCUAUGUAUUAGCUCCCCAUGCUUAACAAAAGCAAUGCAUGUACAGUACUGAUCAUCAACAAAAUGAAUGUAAAGUAAAAUGUCUGUACUGAAAUCGAAUGUAAAAAGCUCUAAAAAUAUGUGAUGCAAUCUUAUGGGAAGUAGUUAGGCACAUUUACUGUGUUAAACUGAUUUGCAUUAUAUAUUUGCUUUCUUUUAUACAUCAUAUUUGAUGCUACAAAUGAUGAACAAAUAAACUGGUGUGUAUAUACAGUAGUGAACAUGUUAGCUUGCAUUUGUUAACUUUGAUGACAUGUUUUUCACAUGUAAUAUAUAUAUAUAUAUAUAUAUAUAUAUAUAUAUACAUUUGAUGAGCAAAACAUCUUUGCAUCUAUGCAUUUCACAUUAUGUGCUACUAAAAGUGAAACAUUUUUC
Labeo rohita (rohu) is the source of this 1596-nucleotide messenger RNA. Its product is annotated as chemokine XC receptor 1-like. The transcript is spliced from 2 exons. Gene Ontology annotation, cellular component: membrane. Gene Ontology annotation, biological process: G protein-coupled receptor signaling pathway; immune response; chemotaxis. Lineage: Eukaryota; Metazoa; Chordata; Actinopteri; Cypriniformes; Cyprinidae. The record is from RefSeq and is a predicted model, not a curated record. Bases 100 to 1194 code for a protein of 364 amino acids. Gene Ontology annotation, molecular function: chemokine receptor activity.